CACAAAACUCCGAAAGAAAAAAAAAAUGUCUUCAACUUCAAUACUUUUAAUCAAAACAACCUUCGUUGUAAUCAUCUUUGUCUCGUUCACAAUUUCUCCAGCAACUUCAACGGUGACUGAAGAAUGCGCAAGCGAGUCAGCGAACCCGUGCGUCAACAGAUCUAAAGCUUUGCCUCUCAAAAUCAUAGCUAUCGCCACAAUCCUAGUCGCUAGCAUGAUUGGUGUGGGCGCUCCUCUCUUUAGCCGUUCGGUACCGUUCCUCCGACCCGACGGUGACAUUUUCACAGUUGUUAAGUGCUUCGCCUCCGGGAUCAUCCUCGGAACCGGUUUUAUGCACGUGUUGCCUGAUUCUUUCGACAUGUUGUCAUCACAAUGUCUUGAAGAGAACCCGUGGCACAAGUUUCCCUUCACGGGGUUUCUCGCUAUGCUGUCUGGUCUAAUCACUCUAGCCAUCGAUUCCAUGGCUACGAGCCUCUAUGCUAGCAAGAAAGCCGUUGGAAUCAUACCCCAUGGUCAUGGUCACGGCCCGGCAAAUAAUGUUACCUUACCAACAAAAGAUGAUGAUUCCACGAAUGCACAACUCUUGCGAUACCGAGUCAUUGCUAUGGUCUUGGAGCUUGGAAUCAUAGUUCACUCUGUGGUCAUUGGACUGUCUCUAGGAGCAACUAAUGAUACUUGCACCAUUAAAGGACUCAUCGCAGCUCUUUGCUUCCAUCAAAUGUUUGAAGGCAUGGGACUUGGAGGUUGCAUUCUCCAGGCUGAGUAUACGAACUUGAAAAAGUUUGUUAUGGCGUUCUUUUUCGCGGUGACAACUCCAUUCGGAAUAGCGUUAGGAAUCGCUCUAUCAACAGUUUACAGAGAAAACAGUCCCAAUGCUUUGAUAACUGUUGGACUUCUCAAUGCAUGCUCGGCCGGAUUGCUCAUCUACAUGGCACUCGUUGACCUUCUAGCUGCAGAGUUCAUGGGGCCAAAGCUUCAAGGCAGCAUCAAAGUGCAGUUCAAAUGUUUCGCCGCGGCUCUUCUCGGGUGUGGUGGAAUGUCGAUUCUCGCCAAAUGGGCCUAACUAAUGCUGCGGCAUGUGGAUUUCUUUAUCGAACUGAAGAACCGUUUUUAGGUUUAAGUCUUGAUCCUCUAUCGGUUUUGUUUCCUUGUAAUUCACUUACGUGGUACUAUCUAUCACAUUUGUAAGAACAUGUCUUUUGGUAGAUAUGUAAAUGUAAUUCGUCCCACGAGUCUAUAGUCUUUUUCAAUGUCUUUUUCAAUGUUCUUUCUAUAUUCUUGGUGUUAGCUCUUGGCGUGUAAUGUUCU
Messenger RNA from Brassica oleracea var. oleracea, 1308 nucleotides. Its product is annotated as fe(2+) transport protein 1-like. Bases 26 to 1063 code for a protein of 345 amino acids. The record is from RefSeq and is a predicted model, not a curated record. The transcript has 3 exons. NCBI's taxonomy places the organism in Eukaryota, Viridiplantae, Streptophyta, Magnoliopsida, Brassicales, Brassicaceae. Gene Ontology annotation, molecular function: zinc ion transmembrane transporter activity. Gene Ontology annotation, cellular component: plasma membrane. Gene Ontology annotation, biological process: zinc ion transmembrane transport.